CCUUCGACCAGCCGGGCCUGGAGGCGGCGGCUGCACUCGGGGACCAUGGCCCAGGUCGCGAUGUCCACCGUGCCCGUGGAGGAUGAGGAGUCGUCUGAGAGCAGGAUGGUGGUGACCUUCCUCAUGUCCGCACUCGAAUCCAUGUGUAAAGAACUGGCCAAGUCCAAGGCAGAAGUGGCCUGCAUCGCCGUGUAUGAGACAGAUGUGUUUGUGGUGGGCACUGAGCGAGGACGCGCCUUCGUCAAUACCCGGAAAGAUUUUCAGAAAGAUUUUGUAAAAUACUGUGUCGAGGAAGAGGAAAAGGCUGCAGAGUUGCAUAAAAUGAAGUCUACAGGCCAAGCUAGCAGGAUGAAUGUGGAUGCCGUGGAGAUCGAGACACUGCGAAAGACUGUGGAGGACUACUUCUGCUUCUGCUAUGGCAAAGCGCUGGGCAAAUCCACGGUGGUGCCUGUCCCUUAUGAGAAGAUGCUUCGAGACCAGUCAGCUGUGACUGUCCAGGGCCUCCCAGAAGGGGUUGCUUUCAAGCACCCCGAGAACUAUGAUCUCGCCACCCUGAAAUGGAUUUUGGAGAAUAAAACAGGAAUUUCAUUUAUCAUUAAGAGACCUUUCCUAGAGCCGAAGAAGCACCUAGGUGGUCGCGUGAUGGUGACAGAUGCAGAGAGGUCCAUGCUGUCCCCGGGUGGCAGCUGUGGCCCCAUCAAAGUGAAAACUGAACCUACGGAAGAUUCUGGUAUUUCUUUGGAAAUGGCAGCUGUGACAGUAAAGGAAGAAUCUGAAGAUCCCGAUUACUAUCAAUUUAACAUCCAAGCAGGCCCUUCUGAAACUGAUGAUGUUGAUGACAAACUUCCCCUUUCGAAGUCUUUGCAAGGGAGCCAUCAUACUUCUGAGGGCAAUGAAGGAACAGAGAUGGAAGUCCCAACUGAAGAUUCUACUCAGCAUGUCCCUUCAGAAACAAGUGAGGACCCUGAAGUUGAGGUGACCAUUGAAGAUGAUGAUUAUUCUCCACCUUCUAAGAGACCAAAGAACAAUGAACCGCCGCCACCGCCGGUCCCAGAGCCUGCAAACGCCGGGAAGAGGAAAGUUCGGGAGUUCAACUUCGAGAAAUGGAACGCUCGGAUUACUGACCUACGCAAACAAGUUGAAGAGUUGUUCGAAAGGAAGUACGCUCAAGCCAUAAAAGCCAAAGGUCCCGUGACGAUCCCGUACCCACUUUUCCAGUCUCAUGUUGAAGAUCUGUAUGUGGAAGGACUUCCGGAAGGAAUUCCCUUCCGAAGGCCCUCAACCUAUGGGAUUCCCCGGCUCGAGAGGAUCUUACUUGCAAAGGAGCGUAUCCGUUUUGUGAUUAAGAAACACGAGCUUCUGAAUUCGACACGAGAAGACUUACAGCUCGAUAAACCGGCUUCUGGAGUGAAGGAAGAAUGGUAUGCCAGGAUCACUAAGCUACGGAAGAUGGUAGAUCAGCUUUUCUGCAAGAAGUUUGCUGAAGCCUUGGGGAGCACUGAAGCCAAGGCCGUACCAUACCAGAAAUUUGAGGCACACCCUAACGACCUUUACGUGGAAGGACUCCCGGAAAACAUUCCCUUUAGAAGCCCCUCUUGGUACGGAAUCCCGAGGCUGGAGAAAAUCAUCCAAGUGGGCAACCGAAUUAAGUUUGUUAUUAAAAGACCAGAGCUCUUGACACACAACACUACUGAAGUCACGCAGCCAAGAACUAACACACCAGUCAAAGAAGAUUGGAAUGUCAGAAUCACCAAACUGCGGAAACAAGUAGAAGAGAUUUUUAAUUUGAAAUUUGCUCAAGCUCUUGGACUAACAGAGGCAGUGAAGGUCCCGUACCCUGUGUUUGAGUCGAACCCCGAGUUCCUGUAUGUAGAAGGCCUGCCGGAAGGGAUUCCCUUCCGGAGCCCGACCUGGUUUGGCAUCCCAAGGCUCGAAAGGAUUGUUCGUGGGAGUAACAAAAUCAAGUUUGUUGUUAAAAAACCUGAACUAGUUGUGUCCUACUUGCCCCCUGGAAUGGCCGGUAAAAUCAACACAAAAGCAUUGCAGUCCCCUAAGAGACCGCGCAGCCCUGGAAGCAAUUCCAAAGUUCCCGAGAUUGAAGUCACAGUGGAAGGCCCAAACAACAGCAACCCACAGGCCUCAGCAGUCCGCACCCCCACCCAGACCAACGGUGCUAAUGUGCCGUUCAAGCCUCGGGGAAGGGAGUUUUCUUUCGAGGCCUGGAAUGCCAAAAUCACAGACCUGAAACAGAAAGUUGAAAACCUAUUCAAUGAGAAAUGUGGUGAGGCGCUUGGCCUGAAACAAGCUGUGAAAGUGCCCUUCGCCUUGUUCGAGUCCUUCCCAGAAGACUUUUACGUGGAGGGUCUGCCCGAGGGUGUACCCUUCCGCCGCCCAUCCACCUUCGGCAUCCCCCGGCUGGAGAAGAUUCUCAGAAACAAGGCCAAGAUCAAGUUCAUCAUCAAGAAACCUGAAAUGUUUGAGACAGCGAUCAAGGAGAGUACCUCCUCCUCCAAGAGUCCUCCCAGGAAAAUCAACUCCUCGCCCAGUGUUAAUACUACUGCCUCAGGCGUCGAGGAUCUGAACAUCAUCCAGGUGACCAUCCCAGAUGACGAUAACGAAAGACUGUCUAAAGUGGAGAAGGCCCGGCAGCUGAGAGAACAGGUCAAUGAUCUCUUCAGUCGGAAAUUCGGUGAAGCAAUUGGCAUGGGUUUCCCCGUGAAGGUGCCCUACAGGAAAAUUACCAUCAACCCAGGCUGCGUUGUGGUGGAUGGCAUGCCCCCCGGGGUGUCCUUCAAGGCCCCCAGUUACUUGGAGAUCAGCUCCAUGAGGAGGAUCUUAGAUUCUGCUGAGUUCAUCAAGUUCACAGUCAUUAGACCGUUCCCGGGGUUGGUGAUCAAUAACCAGUUGGUUGAUCAGAGUGAGUCUGAAGGCCCAGUGAUCCAAGAGUCUGCCGAGCCCAGCCAGCUGGAGGUCCCUGCCACAGAAGCAGGAGUCAAGGAGACUGAUGGGAGCACUCAGAUCAAGCAAGAGCCAGACCCCACGUGGUAGACCUCUUUCUCCUCCUCCUUACGAGAGUUCCUGAGGUUGAGAAGAGCUUUCAAACCUGUUCCUGCCACGCUGUGUAAUAUACUUGUAUAACAGAAAUACCUUCUAUACAAACCUUUUUUUCUACUUUUAGAUAGAAAUGUCUACUUUUUCAGCAGUUCUGUGAAUUGAAUUAAAGAGCAGAGUGACUGUAGAUUUGGAAUGGCUGGUUGACUCUGGAAUGUAUUAUGAGGAUCUGACAGCAACGCUGGAAACCCACAGGGCAGCGCCCGGCCAUGGCGUCUCUGUCCCACCCUGGCCACACUCUGGCCUGGCCCGGCUCAACUCAGUGCCGCAGACGCCCCCUGCUAGUGCAGUUCUUGAGUUUUUCUAUUUGAAGAAUCAUUUCCACGUUCCUGUGUUCACGGCUCUCCUUAAGACUGAGCGAACAGUUAGUAUAUCUGUAUAUUUGACUAAACCUUCCUAAGUCUCUCUCAUGGUUCCUCUGUUUCCUGUCAUGAUUAAAAGCGACCACCUGGUCACCUCCCAGCCAGAUACGAAGUCCAGUGUCUCCACACGUGGCUGAGACAGGUGUGACCCUCGUCUUCCACUCCCAGGAUGGGCUGAGCUUGGGGUCUGUCUGAACACAGUGGCCUGUAUGGAGUGUGGGGGAUACUGUCCCAGCUUUGAGGAUCAGGUUUGAGGGGUUUUGCCUUCAUGGCUUUAUCUUUCUGCUUGUAACAUUAAGGCUCCGGGGUGGGGCUUGGGGGGG
Molecule: messenger RNA, 3796 nt
Organism: Suncus etruscus (white-toothed pygmy shrew)
Lineage: Eukaryota; Metazoa; Chordata; Mammalia; Eulipotyphla; Soricidae
Gene: GTF2I
Product: general transcription factor IIi
Exons: 35
Coding region: 46-3048 (1000 amino acids)
Biological process (GO): transcription by RNA polymerase II
Cellular component (GO): nucleus
Molecular function (GO): DNA-binding transcription factor activity
Source: RefSeq, a predicted model, not a curated record